This is a messenger RNA of Misgurnus anguillicaudatus (oriental weatherfish), 2310 nucleotides long. RefSeq names its product ferric-chelate reductase 1-like (gene frrs1l). The record is from RefSeq and is a predicted model, not a curated record. Lineage: Eukaryota; Metazoa; Chordata; Actinopteri; Cypriniformes; Cobitidae. Gene Ontology annotation, biological process: regulation of postsynaptic membrane neurotransmitter receptor levels; regulation of glutamate receptor signaling pathway.
GUUCUAUUCAUUAGCCGCUCCGACCCUCUCGCCUCAGCACCCCCUCCCCCGCGGAGCAAACGAAACGCUUUAUCAUGAAAGCGAUUUAAUUAGCUUUAUUUAUGUAAUAUCAGUCUAAGAAUCCGUAUUGGAAUGCGACUAGUAAACCGGAAGCCAGACUCUUUGCGUGUGCAAUAGCCAAUAUCGCACGAGCAGUCAUGUUUCUCCUGCACCCGCUGCUGCAGAUUUCUGUGCUGCUGGAUUCCACACUGUGGCUGACUGUCUCCGCCAGCCCUACCGACGAUAACGUACUGCGGGCUGGACACGGAGAACACGGGGAGCCGGGGCACGAGGAACCCCAUAAGGAUUCGUACAGCACGUUCGCCUCAGAGUUCCUCGAGUCCAGAUACCUUUCAGACGAAGGUUACCCAUUCCCAACUGCACCUCCUGUGGAUCCAUUUGCUCGAAUCAAAGUAAGCGACUGCGGAAUAACCAAAGGAUGCAUCAGAUAUGGGAAGCCAGGCUGUGAUGCAGAGUCCUGCGACUACUUCCUGAGUUACAGACGCAUUGGCACAGAUGUGGAAUUUGAAAUGAGUGCAGACACCGAUGGCUGGGUCGCUGUUGGUUUCUCCUCUGACAAAAAAAUGGGUGGUGAUGAUGUCAUGGGCUGUGUCCAUGAUGAUAAUGGUCGUGUACGGAUCCAUCAUUUCUAUAAUGUAGGCCAGUGGGCCAAAGAAAUCAAACGCAACCCAGCGCGAGACGAGGAGGGAAUCUUUGAAAACAACAGGGUCACGUGCCGCUUCAAGCGUCCUCUUCAUGUCGCACGAGAGGAGACCCUGGUUGACCUGCACCUUAGUUGGUACUAUCUGUGCUGGGGACCUGCUAUUCAAGGUUCCAUCACAAGGCAUGACACUGACUCCCCACCGGUAUCAGAUCGCAUGAUUAGCAUCUAUAAAUACGAGGACAUUUUCAUGCCUGCCACAGCCUAUCAGACAUUCUCCUCUCCCUUUUGCCUCCUCCUCAUCGUUGCUCUUACCUUCUAUCUGCUGAUGGGCACACCAUAACCACCACAAAACAGUAAUGUUUUUGAGAAAGUGAUCUGUGGAGCCAGUAUUAGCACAACUAUGUGCCAUCAUUAACAGUAUUACAAAUGGGCAGCAAUAAACAGGGAGGCUUAUGAUUAAUAUUCAGCUUCAUACAGCAGUGUUAUAUUUAAAACAGAGGGAGAGUCAUCUGUACACUUUAACAAUUUUAUUUUAAAACAAAAAUGUAGUAACCCAGAUUGGUAUGCUAUGCCAUUGUAGGCACUGCUGUCUACAGUACUUAAAGUAAUCUGAGCCAAACUAUUGUUAUUAUUCAGUAUGCUUACUAUGGCACAUAUCAUUACACUCUACCCACUACACAGAGUUGAAUUGCUUCCUAUUUAAUUUAUCUGCUUUUUAAAGUAGAUUUAUUAUAUACAAAUCUCAGUAGAGGAGCUCAUGCUGUUUGUCAAAUGUUGCCUGCGUUUCAGUAUUACUUACCAGCAUAUUAUAGUUCUGAUUAACAUUAAGAUUUUCAGACUGAAAAUUUCACUGAUUAUUAUUGUCUGUGACUGAUUCUACAGACUGCUGCAGUAUGUAACUGAUCCACAGCACAAUCACGCACAUAGUGUUCAUAUAACACCAUUGCAUUCUGUUUAGAGUAAACUUAUCACAGCAUUACCAGUAUUUGAUUCAAUAUUGCUCAAUAUUUAAUGAUGCAUGCCAGCAAACCAGCCUCAUCUGAGCCAAUAAGAUGAUUUAGACCAGUGUUCCCUUUCUUGAAAUGAGCCAAUUUAGAGGUCAACUUGUCUACAUACAGUACCAAGGAUUAAAGACUUUCUGUACCAGGGACUUCAGCCUAUUGGAAAAAUUAAAACAUGAAUUAAGGAUUUACUGCUGCCAUAUGUAUGUAAGGAUUUUUGAAAAAAAAGUUAUUUCCCUGAGGUAAAGUACAAUUCUCUUUAAUGAAUGCUGGUUAGAUAAUCAUAAUGUACAAUUAUUUGUGAAUACAGACAUUGUAUGCAGUACUAAUAUUCAUAGAAAAAAAUGUCAAUGUUAUAUUUUAAUAUAUUUUCACAUGAUGACAUUAUUAUGUCAGUGUUAGGGGAUAUGCAAUAAUGAGUGUGCAUACAAAGAAGUGAGUACUUGAAAAAGCUAUUCCUACAUCAUUAGCAGCUAGUUUACUGUGAAUUCUUACCCAGACUAGGAAGCAAAGAUGCCUUUGUUGUACGAUCCCAUAUGGUGGCGCUGAACACCAUAAAACACUCAUUGCGGUUUAUAAUAAAGCGCUGAAUGACUCAGAUCUGAA